Molecule: messenger RNA, 3057 nt
Organism: Tetrahymena thermophila SB210
Lineage: Eukaryota; Ciliophora; Oligohymenophorea; Hymenostomatida; Tetrahymenidae
Product: protein phosphatase 2C containing protein
Exons: 3
Biological process (GO): protein dephosphorylation
Molecular function (GO): protein serine/threonine phosphatase activity
Source: RefSeq, a predicted model, not a curated record
GAUAUAAAAACAAAUAUUAAUUUACAAACCAAACGUAUUUAUUUAUUAUAUAAAUUUAAUAAGCUCAUUGAACAACUCAUUUUUUACAAGCUAGGAAGAUAACUAUUAGCUUAUACAGAUAGAUUUAUUUUUUUCCAUAUUAUAGAAUAGGCAAUUAGUUAUAUAAAUAUUUUUGGUAUUUGUUUUAGUAGCGCAACUAACUAUAAUAUGAGAUCUAGAUCAAAUAAAGUUUCGCCAGGAUAAAUUAGAGUUUCAGCUGGAAUAUAAUCAAUUUCAAAUACAAGAAAUGGAUAAUCUUCUACACGCAGUAAUAAUGGAAAUAAUUAAAUAUUAAUGAGCAAUUUAGCUGCAAAUGGUAUAAAUAAUUAGCAAUAGUAACAAUAAUUAUAGAUUAGUAACGGAUAUAUGAGUCAUAAUAAUAGCAUAAAUAAUGGAAUGAAUGGUACUUUUAAUGCAAACGGAUAGCAUAUUAUAGCAGAAUCAAGGAGUCAACAAAGUUCUCCAUUAAACACUCCUAAAAAAAAUGGUAGCCAUUUGGGAUUUAAAAAACUUAUUAGUGGCACAGUGCCCGUAAAUUAUCAUUAAUAAGGAAUUAAUUCUGGUAUGAAUGGUAAUAAUAACAAUGGAGUUGGUUAAUCAAAUACAUUGAAUAUAUAGUAGAACUCUGUAAAUAGCGUUAAUCAAAAUAACAGUUUCUAGUUUGGAAGUUAUUAAAAUGGUGACAGUUUAAAAAGUAAAUCAACCUCAAUCUAAAAAAAGUAAAAUAGCAAUAGCAACAAUAACAUCAACAGCAACGGAUAAAAUAAUAAUUUCAAUCAAAAUAAUAAUUUAUAACCAAUAAAUUCGCGUCCCUCGACUGGCAGAGGCUAACCAAAAAAAGAUUUAUAGAUUCAAUUAGGUUUUGAUAAUAUGGAUUUAAUUACUAAUGGAGGAAAUGCUAGCGCUUCUAAUGGAUAAUAUGAAAAUACUUCAGAAGGCACAAAUGCUAUUUUAUCAGCUAAAAAUUCCAACUAUUCUAAUUCAGUUACGCCUACAAUUAUUAAUGGAUCAAGUAAUCCAAACUCUAAUAUAGUAAAUAAUUAUAUCAAUAACCGUUCUCUCAAUAAGCCCUACUAAAGCGCUCAUAGAAGAAUGACUCCAAACAGACUAACCGGAAUAGAUAAAAUAUAGUUGCCGACACCUCAAUCUUCUUCAAGAAAUAGCUCUCCCUACUGGAAUAGUAUGUCAAACAAUUCAGCUCGUCAUAGAAAAUAAUAAUAAUCUCUGAUUAACAAAAGUUACAAUGGUAACAAAGAAAAUAAUUAAUAUCUUGAAGGUUAAUAAAUUAUACUAUCAAGCCAACAAUAAAAUAACAACCAGCUAAAUUUAGCGAAUGGUGCUCAACCAAGCGGAUAAACUUAAUUUAUGAGAAUUAACAACAAGAGUCCUAUUAACAGUGCAAGAUCUAGCAGUUAUAAUAAUAAUAAUAAUAUUAACAACAACAAUAAUUAAGUUUAGAAUAAUGGAUAAACUAAUGGGUAACAGUAAAGCAAUUAAACAUAAUUCGAAAGGUCUAAUCACUCACCUUUGAUAAGUAAACUUUUAAUCAUUCCAAACAGCACAAGAUCAUCUAGCUCUAACAAUAAUAAUCGAAACAAAAGUGGGAGGAGUAUUUUAAAAUAGAGACAAAUAGGUAUUAUGAAUAAUAAUAGCUUUAAUGGAGCAGAAGAUAAUCCAAAAGCAAGUGCUGAAUCUACUAGAAAUAGUGGUGAUUAUAAUUAAAAUAAUAUUACGAACAAUAUAAGUAAUGGACAUAAUGUAAAUUACUUUUAAAACUCUUAAACAGUUCGUCAGAGCCAUGCAAAAAGUACUUAAAAAGAAAAAUCUUCACAAAAUACUUCUUACAAUACAAAUAAUGAAGAGAGAUUGAAUAUGCCACUUAUCAACCCUUUACAGUAAAUACCAAAUAAUCAAUAAUAAUAUAAUCCAUUAAACUAAUUAAAUAAUAAGUUAAACAACAUUCACACUAACGAGUUUCUUUAAAACACUUAACAAGCUGUUUAGCAAUAGCAAUAGCAACAAUAAGAAUAUGAAUAAAAUCCUUCUGGCUCAAAUAGCUAAAAUAACAGUAAUGUGAAUUAAAAUUAAAAUUAGCAAUAGCCUUAAAAUACAGCUAAUCCUGAAUAAUAAACACAACCAAACAAAGGGGUAUUAAACAUGAAGUAUUCAUUUAGGACAAGAAAAGGAUUUAUGCCUAACAAUCCUAAUAAGGUUAAUUAAGACACCUAUAUCAUACACUAAAAUAUAAAUAAAAAACCUUGGUAGCAUUUCUAUUCAGUGUGUGAUGGACACGGAGUAUUUGGCCAUGAUGUUUCAGGUUUUCUAAAAAGAUUAUUACCUUUACUAUUCAGCGAAUAAAGUGACAGGCUCGAACAAGAUCCUAGAAAAGUUUUAAAUGAAAUAUAUGAAGAGGCUAAUGAGAAGUUAAAUUAUGAAAGCAACAUAGAUAUCUUAUUUAGUGGUAGUACAGUUGUCUCAGUAUAUUUUCAUAAAAAUAGCAUAUUUUGCGCAAAUAUCGGAGAUUCCCGUGCUAUCCUUGGUAAAAAAAAUACACAAGAUAAAUGGUCAGUAAUUCCCCUCUCUAGAGAUCAUAAGCCUAGUGACAGCGAAGAAGCAUAAAGAAUCAUAGCUGAAAAUGGCCGAAUUGAGGCAUUCAAAGAUUAGGAAGGAAAACCUAUAGGUCCAACAAGGGUUUGGCUUAAAAAUGAAAAUGUUCCAGGUUUAGCUAUGACCAGAAGUAUGGGUGAUACAGUAGCCGAAAGUGUUGGAGUCACUUGGAGGCCUGAAAUAAUUGAAUAUGAGUUAAGCUAUAAUGAUAAAAUAUUAGUGCUAGCUAGUGAUGGUGUUUGGGAAUUUAUAGAUAAUAAAGAAAUAAUCAAAAUGAUUGCUCCUUACUAUUAAAGAAAUGACAUAGAAGGAGCUUGUGAGUGUCUCCUUUAAGAAGCCCAUUUACGUUGGACAAGAGAAUGUAAUGUAAUAGAUGACAUCUCAUUUAUUAUAAUCUUUAUGAAUAUGUGA